AAUUUCUUUAGCAGUUGAAAGGAUGUUCCUUGUAUCCUUAAAGAUUAAAUAUGCAGAUGGCCAAGCGAUAGCCGUUAAACUUUCCAAACAAAUAACGCAGAGAACAAAUUCCAUUAAAACUACAAUAGCCAAGUAUAAUGCAUCACUAAAGUCUUUGGAAGAUUGGAUUGAAGGACUACCUAGAAAAAUUGAAUUUGACGAAGCAAAAGAUCCAAGGUCGCAACUUUAUUGUGAUUUUAACUUUCAAACAAAUAAAGAUACAGUACCGUUCACUGCUAAACGUUCUGCUAUUGAGUUGCAUAACUUUUUUGAAAGAUGCAAAGAGGAACAAGAGAUGUUAGAAAUGGAAACAGAAAAACUAGUACACUAUUACUUGGACAAGAAACAAGAACUGGAGUCCUAUAUCAAUGUAAAUGGGGAAGUUCAGAGCAAAAUCUUGAGAGGAACUGUAGCAAAUUUUAAGAAAGAUUUAAUUAACAUAAAUAAUGCACUGUAUUCACUGAAACAUAUGUUAAAUGACUAUUUAACAGAAGCUAGUAAGAGUAAAUUACCAUUCUUCAAGAUAGAAGCAGAGCAUGCAUUAUCUAUUUUGCGUCCAACAAACAUAAUUGAGGAUACAUUAGAGAUUGAAACCAGUUCAGUUGAUAGCAAGACUGACUGCGAAUCACUGCUUCAAUUUUCAGAUUUUCAAUCGGACACCGAGUUAGAAUAA
Molecule: messenger RNA, 712 nt
Organism: Xenia sp. Carnegie-2017
Lineage: Eukaryota; Metazoa; Cnidaria; Anthozoa; Malacalcyonacea; Xeniidae
Exons: 2
Coding region: 23-712 (229 amino acids)
Source: RefSeq, a predicted model, not a curated record